Conger conger (European conger) is the source of this 4861-nucleotide messenger RNA. It is a transcript of the gene fkbp15b, whose product is annotated as FKBP prolyl isomerase family member 15b. Gene Ontology annotation, molecular function: peptidyl-prolyl cis-trans isomerase activity. Gene Ontology annotation, cellular component: growth cone. The transcript is spliced from 30 exons. Bases 230 to 3964 code for a protein of 1244 amino acids. The record is from RefSeq and is a predicted model, not a curated record. Lineage: Eukaryota; Metazoa; Chordata; Actinopteri; Anguilliformes; Congridae.
CUUUACGACAGCAUGUGACAUGCCAGCUGAUCUCUCCAUCAGAAACGGGAAGGGAAAUCCGAGGUUGCGUGACCUGUGCAGAUUUGGGUGAAGUUCUGUUUUGACUAUCUUCGGGAAGUGAACAUUUACGUUUGAACCGCGCGGCUACAUAGAACAUAAAAUAAAUUACAAAAUAAAUACUUACCCAGGCCUGUCCACUUUUAAGGGAGGAAAUCAAAGAGCAGGAGAGAUGUUUGCCGCGGACGAUGAAGACGGCGAUUUUCUGUCGCCAACUGGAGGGGCAAAGCUGGCCUCUCUCUUUGGGCUGGACCAGGCCACCAGUCAAGGAAACGAGUCCUUCCAGUACACAGCCCCGAGGCAGCCGAAAAAGAACUCCGUCAGUGCCGGGUCCUCAUCCCAAAAGACAGCCCCACCGCAAGGAGCUCCUGCUGUCCUGUUGGCUACGGCAGUCCACGCAUACAGAUAUGUCAAUGGACAAUAUAUGAAGCAAGGAAAGCUGGGAGCUGCGGUGUUGGGAAAUCACACAGCCAGAGAGUACAAGAUCCUUAUUUAUGCCAGUCAACAGAAGCAAGUCACAUCGGCCAAAAUCCACACCGGGUUGAUCUUCACGGUUCAGCCCAGCAACUACUGCACUUUUUAUGACGACCAGCGACAGAACUGGUCGUUGAUGUUCGACUCGGAGAAGAUGGCGGUGGAUUUCUGUAAAGAGGUGAGCAUAGCGAAGGCGAACAGCGCCCCCUCUCUAGAUGCGGUGGUGGUGCAGGACCUGUUGCUGGGAGAGGGGCAGGCCGUGGAGAGCGGAGACUCCCUGGAGGUGGCGUACUCGGGCUGGCUACUGCAGAAUCAUGCCAUCGGACAGAUGUUUGACUCCAACCUGAACAAAGACAAGCUGCUGAGAAUGAAGCUGGGGGCCAGCAAAGUGAUCAAGGGUUGGGAGGAGGGGAUGCUGGGGAUGAAGAAGGGCGGGCGGCGGCUGAUGGUAGUGCCCCCCAGCCAGGCCUACGGCUCCCAGGGCAUCCCCAACCGCGUGCCUGCACACAGCACCCUCAUUUUCGAGACAGAGAUCCGUCGGGUGAAGUUCUCUAAGGACAGCGGGUCAGAUCGCGUGAGUGCCGGAUCACGGGACUCUGCUGCCCCCUCGCCGGCCCCAAGCUUAGACAGCUCUCUGCCCGACGUCUCCACGCAGCCCCCCGCCUCCGUCCCCCCCAAGCCUGGAGAGCCGCCGCUACGAGCAAAGUCCAAUUCCCUGAGCGAACAGCUGGCAAACCCCGACACGACCAAAGCCAGACUGAUCUCCCGUAUGGCCAAGAUGGGCCAACCCAUGCUGCCCUUCCUCGCGGGGGGCGCGUCCUCACAGCCGGACUCCAGCGACUCCGAGAUGGAGGAUCCCAGUGUGUCCCGAAUGAGAGAGAACCCCUCUACCCCCUCCCCCCAGCCUGUGCAGAUUUCAGCUGCCCCACCCGCCUCUGCACAAGUGCCAUCUCGUCCUCUCGCCGGGGUGACUGCCCCCUCCGCUGCACUGCUCCCAGUCGCCCUGACGACCAACCCUCUGCCCCACAUGGCUGCCUCCAACCACGGUUUCCAGCCUUACCCCUACACACAGACCACUGUGGUCCCCUCUCAGCUCCAGCCUGUGGGACAGAUGUACCCCUCACAGACCGUACCAUACCAGGGUGACAUCACUUCCUUCUUGAUGACAGAAGGCCGGCAGCACAACACAGAAGUCAGAAUGGCUGUGGGGAAAGUGGCAGACAAAAUUGACCAGUUGGCUUCAAAGAUGGAUGACCUUCAGAAGCAGGGAGGUUUAUCUAUGGGCUUAUCGAAUGUUUCCAUGGAAACCACCAUGAUCAUGCACAACAUCCAAAGAAUCAUCCAGGAAAACGAAUGCCUCAAGAAGGAGGUGUUUGAAAAGAGCUCACGGAUCGAGGAGCAGAAUCGCAAAAUUGGGGAGCUGAUUAAUCAAAACCAGAGGUACAUGGAGCAGAGUAACAUGAUGAUGGAGCAGAGGAACGAUUCGCUGAAGUCCACCAGUGAACAGAACCAGGCCCGUGUUCUGCAGGCAGAGCAGGACAAGCAUGCACUGCCUCAGGACCAGAGCAGGGACCAGGUGUGGCUGACGGAGGAGCUGGCCUCGUCCACAGCGCGCGUGUCACAGCUGCAGCUGGAGACCUCCACCCAGCAGCAGAAGGCGGCCGAGCUGCAGGCCAAGCUGAGCGCCGCCCUGCAGGAAGGAGAGAAGCACCGCACCCAGCUGGGCCUGCAGGAGACGCAGUUGGAAGAGCUGAAGGAGAGGGCGGAGCGGACGCAGGCUCAGUACCGCACCGAGAAGCAGAAGCGCAAAGAGGGGGAGCUGAAGCUCAGCAACAUUGAGGAGGAACUGCAGGACCUCAAAACCGAGAAGGACAACAUGGACCGUACGCUGGCGGACAGGAAGAGGAAGUGGCAGGAGGAGCGGCAGAGGCGUGAUGAGGAGCUGGAGGAGGUGCGCAGGAGCAACCAGCAGGAGCUGGACAGCCUGCGCUCCCAACUGCGGCGAGCCAGAACCAGCACAGACCAGGCCGCUGCUGAGCAGCUGGCCCAGUUGCAGGCCGAGCUGGAGGCAGAGUGGAAGGGGAGGUGUGAGCAGGCCCUGGCCUCGCUGAAGGAGCAGCAGGGCCGGGAGGUGGCUGACCUGACUGAGCAGAGGGACGCUGUGGAGCACAGACUGGCACAGCUGCAGGAGAAGUUCUCAGCGCUGAAACAGUCCCGGGAUUCCGAGGAGCAGCAGCUGCUGCAGCAACAGGAGCAGGGCGAGGAGCUACAGGCCAUGAGGGAGAAGUACACGGCCCUGCAGGAACGGGCGCAGUCUGUGAAGAUGCAGCUGGAGGCGCGGGUGGCAGAGGCAGAGGGGAGGUUGGCCGAGCAGGACCAAGGGGACACGGCGGGGGAGGUGAAGCGUGUGAUGAACGGGGUGUUCCACUCCCUGCGAGGGGAGUUCGACCUGCAGGAAACCUACACCGGCCAUGCUGUGCUGGGGAUCCUCGUCACUACCAUCAAGAACGUUACCCUUCAGAUCCUAACGGAAAAAGAACGGACGCUAUCGCAAAGAAGCGAGAGCAAUGGGCCAGAGGAAGAGGAGGAGGAGGAGGAGGAGGAGGAAGACGCUGCUGUGAGCUCGAGAGAUGAGAAACCCCUGCAGGCAGCGCAACAGAACGGGAGGGAAGAGGAGGAAGAGGAGCCGGAGGAGGGGACGCCCUCAGCGCUGACGAAAGAAGACCACGGUGUGCAGGUUGAGGAAGUCCCCCCUCAACAGCCGGAGGGGAAGGGGCUCGAUGUGCCCCCGGCAGACCUGCCCCCGGUGGACGUGCCCCCGGCAGACCUGCCCCCGGUGGACGUGCCCCCGGCAGACCUGCCCCCGGUGGCAGAAAAAGAGCAGCAGGCGCAGGAGGAGCUGACAGCGGGCGGUGACCGGGAUCCGGAGCAGGAAGCGAGAGCCACAGAGACGUCACCUCAGAUUGGGAGCUCAGCAGAAGCAGCCAAAGAAAUUGGCGCACAACUCACGGAAACGCCCGCCCCUGAGGCGAAAACCCCUGCCCCUGAGCCCAAAACGACUCCAGAUGUGCAGGCCGAGGUUGUGGAGAAGGAGGUAAAGGAGGCGGACAAGCAAUGUGUAAAUGAUGAAGGUCCCUUAAGCAACAUGGAAGUAACAGAAGCAGCUCCUCUGGGUCCUCCCACCGAGCCCCCACCUCCACCUAACACCCUGCAGCAGGAGGACAUGAAGGUGGGAACCUCUGCCAGUUUGACUGAGGGAGUAGAAGAGGAAAAUGGAGCGGAGCCAUUUUUCCCGAAUGCAGCCCCAACCAAGCCCCCCCCACCACCCACUGAGGAGGAGGACGAUGAGCUGAGCCUGAAGGGCCGGCCGCCUCCGGCACCGCUCUUUGGUGAUGACGACGACGAUGACGACGACCUCGACUGGCUGGGAUGAGGAGGAAACUAAAUAUGGCGGCAGUGUGUUUGAGUACCUAAGAGAAUGCGUGUACAUAUGUGCACAUGUCCCUGGAGGACCAGAAGAACCAUUUUUCUGGGAAAAUGCAUUCACAACUGUCCUGAAAAAAGAUAUUAUGUGGAGAAACACGGUGAUGGGAACUCCCUCCUUGAAUCCACGGCGCCCCCUCUGCAUCGGAGGAAUGAACUCAGUCUGACGACCAUGAGAAAGGAGCCUCUGUGUCAGUCCUAACUGUACUACCACAGGGCUGGACCUUUAUGGUUAGUCUGACAGACUCUUGAACACUGACGGUUUGAAAUGCUGAUGUUUUGACCUUGAAGGGGAACUGUGGAGUUGAACUGGCCACUUCUGCUGCCUGAAAAUACAUUUUAAUAUUAGAAUUUAAAAAAUCAAUACUACCGCUAAACUUUGCCCACAUUUUUCAAAUGGUUUUCAAAGUUUUUCUCACUUAUUUUACUGUGGAUCUUGUGGUUUGAUACGGUUUUAAACCAGAAGAGAAUCAAAUUGAAAAAACCCAAGGUGUUAUGAUUAUGACGAGUAUUGUUUGUUCCUGAAAUAAUUUUGCUAAUUCCAGACUAAGUAGCAAAGCAGCCUUUUACAGGAUAUUUGAGGUGGUUUUUUUAUUGUCAGUUUUUCUUUUCUCAAAACUAAUUUCUGGAAAGUUCUGAUUGAGAGGAAAUGCACCGCUUACAGCAUGUAAUGGUGUCUUUUGUCCCUGAAUCAUUUCUGGAAAAAUCAAGAAGCAAUGCAGUUUAUAACCCGCUCCUAAUAACAGAACAGCGCACUGUAACUGGAACUCCAAAGAGAUGUUGUGUUCUUCUCUAACAUAGACUUGGUUGUUCUCCUGGAUUAAUAAAAUGCUGCAUUUUCAUAAAA